This is a messenger RNA of Drosophila teissieri, 1080 nucleotides long. Its product is annotated as probable serine/threonine-protein kinase dyrk1. Lineage: Eukaryota; Metazoa; Arthropoda; Insecta; Diptera; Drosophilidae. The transcript is spliced from 3 exons. The record is from RefSeq and is a predicted model, not a curated record. Gene Ontology annotation, cellular component: extracellular region. Gene Ontology annotation, molecular function: chitin binding.
AUGGCAGCCACAACAACAGCAGCGAACAAAUUACCGCAGCAGCAACACAGACGGCAGCAGCAUCUUCAGUGGAGCGCCUGCAUUAUGAUAGUCGUGUUCGGACUGUUUUCAAUGCUGGCAGGGAACUGUGUCAAUGGGCAAAUCGAUGGCUACACUGCUGGCGAGGAUUACCCCGCCUACGACUCCGUGCCAAAGGGUCUAGCCUUCAAUUGCCAGGGACGCCAGCCGGGUUACUAUGCGGAUACAGAGACGCGUUGUCAGGUCUGGCACUGGUGCCUCCACUCGGGCCAUCAGUACUCCUUCCUCUGUCCCAAUGGAACCGUAUUCAACCAGGCGGUCAGGGUCUGCGACUGGUGGUCGAAUGUGAACUGCGAGGGAUCGGAGCAACUCUACCAGAACAACGACGAACUGUAUCGCAUCCCAGAGCGCCAGCAGCAGCAGAAUGAAGUAUGAUAUGAGGCCGAUGAUGAGUAUAAGAUUGGGACAGCAAACGGAACCAGACAGCGCGGCGGAAGACAGCGGCAAUUUCAAAAGCAACAGCAACAGCAUAAGCAGCAGCAGCAGCAACUGCAACAGCAGCAACAGCGACAUCAAGCAAUCAACAGCAACACGGCAAUCGGCGGAAUCAACAGCAGCAAUAGAAUCGUAGAUAGCAGCAACUACAGUAAAAUGACCAAAAAUAGCUUUAGAGGUAGCAUGAGAUUUACCACACCAAGUACCAAUCCUCAAUCGUCAUACUCAUCAUCACAGCAGCAGCAGCAACAGCAACACAAGCAACAUCAGAAGCAACACAAUUCUAGUAAAAAUAGCGAAAGAAAAUCAAAGCCUAGUAGCGUAAACCAUAGAGAUAGGGAAAGCAACCAAACUAGAUCUAGGAACCGCACUCACAAUACCCCUCAAUCCGGCAAGAAGAACAACAGCAACAGCAGCAGCUCAAGAGGCAAACAGCGAUAUAAUACGAAUAAAUUCGAAAACGACGCGGAGCUCAAGGAUUACAAGAGCAAGAUCAAGAACAAAUACAAUAUCGAUUAUGAUCAUUCUUUGGAUGAAGAAUAUGAAAUAAUCGAGGCCAUCGAAUGA